Messenger RNA from Gaeumannomyces tritici R3-111a-1, 276 nucleotides. RefSeq lists its product as hypothetical. Bases 1 to 276 code for a protein of 91 amino acids. The record is from RefSeq and is a predicted model, not a curated record. NCBI's taxonomy places the organism in Eukaryota, Fungi, Ascomycota, Sordariomycetes, Magnaporthales, Magnaporthaceae. The transcript has 2 exons.
AUGCCCAUCCAGCCGAAGGCCCGGCGGCGGGUGGGCGCGUCAGAGAAGCAGCAGCACUCGCAUGACACCCCCAUCCGAAUCCCCAUGCCCCUCAAGAGAGACUACACACGCACACGCACAACCUCUCAGGCGCUGACACGACCUGGGGCUGGCCCCAAAACGCAGCCCGCCCACACCUCUCUGCACGAUUACGGGCGCUGGGGCGGAGAUGGGCAAGUAAACUGGAGCAAGGGCUUGCCGUUAUGUAGGGUGGGAGAGGAGAUGGAGACGGUAUAG